Diospyros lotus (date-plum) is the source of this 1163-nucleotide messenger RNA. Its product is annotated as putative receptor-like protein 8. Gene Ontology annotation, molecular function: protein binding. The coding region runs from base 34 to 759 and encodes 241 amino acids. The record is from RefSeq and is a predicted model, not a curated record. NCBI's taxonomy places the organism in Eukaryota, Viridiplantae, Streptophyta, Magnoliopsida, Ericales, Ebenaceae. The transcript has 3 exons.
GCAAGCAAGGAGAUAUAUAUCUUGGUGAAAAAUAUGAUAAGUACUACACCUCAUUCUAUUUGGGUGUGGAUGAUGACGGUGGUAAUGUCAGUGUUGAUGAAUGAAAUGUGUUGUCGUGGGUGUUGGGAGCAAGAGAGGAUAGCUUUGCUGCAUCUCAAAGCUUCCAUCAACUACCCCAAUGGCAACUCUUUGCCUUCUUGGGUGGAUAAUAAAUCAUCCAAUUGUUGUCAAUGGGAAAGAGUUGAAUGCAGCAACACUUCAAGCCGAGUCAUUCAACUCUCUCUUAAUCGAACAAGAGAUUGGGAAUCUAGUAAAGAUUGGUAUUUCAAUGCUUCUCUGUUUCUUCCCUUUAAAGAGAUCAAGACUCUUGAAUUAAGUGAAAAUGCAUUAGUCGAUUGGGCUGAGAAUGAAGGAUUUGACAAACUUUCUACGUUGACCAAUCUUGAAGUUCUUGAUUUGAGUUAUAAUAUGAUCAAUAACUCCAAAAUUCUAAAAUUUAUUGGUGAAAUUCCAUCUUUAAAGUCUCUAAAUCUUGGAGAUAAUAGCUUGGGAAGCUCGGUUGAUUUGACAAGUUUUGAAAAAUUUUCUACGUUGACCAAUCUUGAAGUUCUUGAUUUGAGUUAUAACAUGAUCAAUAGAUCCAAAAUUCUAGAAUUUAUUGGUGGAAUUCUAUCUUUAAAGUCUCUAAAUCUUGGAGGAAAUAGAUUGGGAAGCUCGAUUGAUUUGACAAGUAAGUUAAAUUAUAUAAUCAUAUCUUAAUUAAAGUAAUUUUUUGGCAAUAUUAAAUAUUGCUUCAAUGAGAAAGAGAGUUAUGAGCUCUAAUGCUUAUUUGUUCUAAUGUUUUUUUGUAUAUUGGUAUUUUAAUGCUUCUUUGUUCUAGGUGCACCUUAGUUAAACAACAAAAAAAAGUUAUAAUUUUUUCUAGAAGAGUACUACUAAUCAUCCAUUAUAGGCUUAUAUGUUCAAAAGAGCGAGACGAAAAUACAAAAACUUUAGAAAAGUCGAUAGAGUCAUAUAUAAUGAUUCAAGUUUGUCCAUUGCUUAGCUAGAUUUCUCUCAUAUUGUACUCAAAUUUAUGAACACUUUUUGAAAAGAAUUGCUGCCAAAAUUACGUGAAAUGUUCCCUUCAUAUAUCCGUUUUCAUAAUUAAAAUUCCUCUCUAA